CCUUAGUCCCCUGGAGUCCAGAAGAGACCAUAGCUCCAGCUGCCCCCUUCUGGGUCCGCACCAUGGCCACCUACUGUCAGCCCCUUUGGGCCUAUCGCCUCUACCUGAUUGUGGUGAUCCUGCCCAUUCUCCUGCUGCCUCUGCCCAUCCUCAUCCCCGAUAAGAAAGUCUACUGUGGCUACUCCAUCAUCCUCAUGGCACUCUUCUGGAGCACGGAGGCUCUGCCGCUGGCUGUCACUGCCCUCUUGCCCAUCGUCCUGUUCCCCAUGAUGGGCAUAAUGGAUGCUUCCGAGGUCUGCCUCGUGUACCUUAAGGACACCAAUAUCCUAUUCAUCGGCGGGCUGAUGGUGGCCAUUGCGGUCGAGCAUUGGAACCUGCACAAACGCAUCGCCCUCCGAGUGCUCCUCAUCGUCGGGGUGCGGCCCGCUCUGCUGAUGCUGGGCUUCAUGCUGGUCACAGCCUUCCUGUCCAUGUGGAUCAGCAACACAGCCACCACGGCCAUGAUGGUGCCCAUCGCACACGCCGUCCUGGAACAGCUGCACAAGAGCCCCGCGGGCCAGGACCUCGAGGAGGGCAAGGACAACCCCACCUUUGAACUUCAGGAAGCAGGUUUCCAGAAGGAAGCGACCAAACUUGAUAAUGGGCAGGUCCACCCUGUCCCACCUGGUCCUUUGAAGUCAAAGUCUCAGAGGGACCAGGAACAGCUCCGCUUUUCCCAGGGCAUGAGCCUGUGCGUGUGCUACUCGGCCAGCAUCGGGGGCAUCGCCACACUGACUGGCACCACACCCAACCUGGUGCUGCAAGGCCAGGUCAACGAGCUCUUCCCGCAGAAUGACAAUGUGGUGAAUUUUGCCUCCUGGUUCGCCUUUGCCUUCCCCACCAUGAUCAUCUUGCUGCUGCUUGCCUGGCUGUGGCUUCAGGUCCUCUUCCUGGGGUUCAACUUCCGGAAGAACUUUGGCUUUGGGGGACAGGUGCAGGAGCAAGAGAAGGCGGCCUUCCAAGUCAUCAGGAAAGAGCACAAGCAGUUGGGCCCUAUGACCUUUGCAGAAAUUACUGUCACAUUCCUCUUUGUCCUCCUGGUGCUGCUCUGGUUUACUCGGGAGCCAGGCUUUUUCCUCGGCUGGGGCAACCUGGCUUUUCCCGAUGACAAAGGGAAAAGCAUCGUGUCCGAUGGGACAGUGGCCAUCUUCAUCAGCAUAAUUAUGUUCAUCGUGCCCUCCGAGAUCCCAGGGCUGACUCAGGAUCCAGAAAAACCAGGGAAGCUGAAGGCCCCUCCUGCCCUUCUCAACUGGAAGACAGUGAAUGAGAAAAUGCCCUGGAAUAUCAUGAUCCUGCUGGGAGGCGGCUUUGCCCUAGCCAGGGGCAGUGAGGAAUCGGGCCUGUCAGCGUGGCUGGGGCAGAAACUGACCCCACUGCAGGAUUUGCCUGCUCCCGCCAUCACCUUCAUCCUCUGCCUCCUGGUGGCCACCUUCACCGAGUGCACCAGCAACGUGGCCACCACCACUCUCUUCAUGCCCAUCCUGGCCUCCAUGGCCCAGGCCAUCUGCCUCCACCCUCUCUAUGUCAUGCUCCCGUGCACCCUGGCCGCCUCCCUGGCCUUCAUGCUGCCUGUGGCCACCCCGCCCAAUGCCAUCGUCUUCUCUUUCGGAGGCCUCAAAGUGUCUGAUAUGGCCCGAGCGGGAUUCCUGCUCAACAUCCUCGGCGUGCUGGUCAUCAUGCUGGCCAUCAACAGCUGGAGCUACCCCAUCUUCAGCCUGCACACCUUCCCCUCCUGGGCCCACCUCAACACCACCUCCCAGUGCUUGUCUGGCCAGGCAAACGCCACCAUGCCUGGCCCCUAGACCAGGGUAUAGUCUGGCCGAGACCAGGAAGACCCGACCAGUCCCUACUCCUGAGUCGGGUGGAGACACCCAGGCUCCAAGCCAAACAGGGAGAGGAAGGGACAUGUGCACACAGCCUGGUGUGUGCCUGUUGGGGGCUGUGUGUGCACUCAGUCCUGUGUGUCUGAAGACAAUGUGUAUAUAGUAUGUACAUGUCUGUAUGAGGAUGUCUGAGAGGGGGUUUGUGUGUGUGUGUAUGAUCCUAAGGAUACGUGCUUAGCAGCACAUGCGUGUAAGUUCACAGAUGGUACGACAUGCCCUCUCUGGCACCCCAGGUCUUGAUUUCCCCAGCUUGGUGCGUGACCCCUUUGUACUAUAUUUAUUGAAGCUCAAGAUUGGGGUGGCCUGGGUAGCAGGGCCUACCAGCGGUUGCCAUGGCAAUAGCCUCUGGGACCUGCCCAGCAUACUGUGUUUUCCCAGCCUUUCUGGUUUGGGGAAAGGGUGCGAAUAUUAGUCACAUUAAAGCUUUUUUUAGUCGA
Phyllostomus hastatus (greater spear-nosed bat) is the source of this 2359-nucleotide messenger RNA. RefSeq names its product solute carrier family 13 member 2 (gene SLC13A2). NCBI's taxonomy places the organism in Eukaryota, Metazoa, Chordata, Mammalia, Chiroptera, Phyllostomidae. Gene Ontology annotation, cellular component: membrane. Gene Ontology annotation, molecular function: transmembrane transporter activity. Gene Ontology annotation, biological process: monoatomic anion transmembrane transport. The transcript is spliced from 12 exons. Bases 63 to 1841 code for a protein of 592 amino acids. The record is from RefSeq and is a predicted model, not a curated record.